GGCCCCAGGUCCACGUGACGCGGCUUAUUGUGGCAACAGCUCUGCGCAGCUGCUCAGAUACCCGAGCGCCUCCCGCGGAGCCUGCAAGCGCGGGAGGUGCGAGAGGCGGAGGCGCUGCAGGGGCGCGCGGGGAAGCGCCGCACGGCAUGGGCUGUGGACCCUCCCAGCCAAUUCAAGGACCGAGACGCGUCCGUGCGCCCAAAAAGGGCUGGGAAGAGGGAACCAAGGCCGAUGGUGGUGUGACUCACUCCAAGGAGGACCGCAGACCCCAAAUUGAAGCUGCGCUGCCCAAAGACACGGGGGCCCCUGCAGAAGGGCUGGAAAAUCAGGCCCAGAUGGGGAGCUUACCUGGAACCAUUCCAGAAAGUUCUCCAUCUCCUGGUGAACAAAACGGAAGAUUAAAUCCAGACCUUGUGACCAAUGGAUUAAUCAGUAAACCCCACCACCUAGAGAAUCAACAGUGGCAAAAGUCAUCAGACAUCCUGGAGGAACUAAUUGUUCAAGGAAUAAUACAAAGCCACAGUAAAGUAUUUAGAAAUGGAGAAUCAUAUGAUGUCAUGGUGAACACGACUGAGAAGCCGUUGAGAAAGCCACCAGCCAGACUCAAAAAGCUGAAGAUCACAAAGGAAGUAAAGGAUCUCACCAUGAAGGACAUAGAAGAGAAGAUGCAGGCUGCUGAGGGGCGGCGGAAGACCAAAGAAGAAGAAAUAAGAAAAAGGCUACGGAGCGAGCGACUUUUGCCCUCGGCCGAUCACACAGAUUCAGCUGAACUGGCUGGGACUCGGGUUCCCUUUGCCAAAGGACUUGAAACUGUGAGUUCGGCCGUGUUUGAACCAUCUGACCUGCAGGGAGGAAAGCCGUUGAAAAGAAAGAAGAGUAAAAGUGAUGCAGCCUCAAACGAUACAAACUAUAAUUAUGAAGGCAUUGGGGUCGUGGAGUCGGACAUGUCCUACAACCAAGCGGAUGACGUAUUCUAAUAAGCUGUUUUAUGUGAGUUUGGUAAAAAUGCAUCUGUUCUCCCCAGUUGUGACAUUCUUGACAGGUCUCAUGGUUUGCUUUGACUAGCUGCCCCUUUCUCAUUGGGACUUGGGCUUUAGGCUUAGGAAUGAUUGCCUGAGUAGCAGGGGCUGGAGAUUAACUGAGUCAAUUAAAUGGCUGUAUUAGCUAAAAAAGGAAAGUUUUGACCAGCUUAGAUAUUAUAAGAUUGGCAUUCUCCAUCACUGUGGUUUCAAAUAUUGUGAAAAUGCCCUUAAUUUUUUGAGUCCCUUCCAACUUGCCCUCAUGGGUUUGUGCCAAAUGAAACCCAUUCCUUUUUGCUUCUGCCCCUUGGCUAUGCUUUCCAUUUGCCAGUCCUUUCACAGGUUCUACUGCCAGUGCCUUGCUUUCCUGCUGGCACUUGGAGCUGAGGAGUUCACUGGCCUUCAUCUUACUGGAAUUAUACCUUCCUUCUUCCCUCUUCCUCACCACCCACAUCCAAUCAAUUAUCAGGUCUUACGAGUUUACCUUCUAAGACCUCUUGCAUCUUCUUUCAUGCUUUCCCCUGACUACCUAGUUUAGGUCACUCCACCACCGUUCAUCUCGACUGGGAUAACAGCCAUAACUGUAUUUACACAACAGUCUUCUGUUUAAAGCCCUUGUGUGCAGACUCCCUUAUGUGACUCAAGGAUCUCACCUGUACUGAACAUCUUUCAGUUCCUCAAACCCACCACACUUUCUCUAUCCCCUGGGCCUUUUGCAACAGGCUCACCCUUUCCUUUGACCAAUUUUCAACUUUACUUGACCAGGGCCUUCUUGUUUUUCAUGUCUGAACUCAGACUUCACCUUCUCUAGGAAGCCUUCCCUAAACCCCCAGAUCUGGGUCACUGUCCUCUCUCAAAAUUGCCCUUUUGGCACAGCUCAUCUUUGGACUUAUCACCCUAUUAGGAAUUGCCUGUUAUGAUUGCAUCUUUGCCACUAGAAAUUUUCAAUUCCAACAGGUUGAAGGAGUGUGUCCAUCUUGACCAUGGCUGCAUUUUUCGUUCUUUGUAAAGUGAAUGGCACAGGAGUGUUGUGUCAAUAUUUAUUUACUGGAUGACACCCCCAGGGGCAGGAGGACAGCUCCAGGAGAUGGCUGGUUGGCCAGAAACCACUGGCUGGGGACAGUGCCAACCUGACUUUAGGACAACUCAGCAUCCCCCAUUUAUCCACUCCCCUUGGUAGCUCAAAAAUGGACACUUUAAGUUCCUAUAGCCUGAAGGAUUGAGGACUCCUGGAUUCAGUGAGGUUUGAUUUGGGGGGCAGAAACCCAUUCCAGGCCCAAAACUUCGAGUCAGAGUCACCUUUUACAGUGUGAUCUUGGAAGGCUCUCUGUUUCCUUAUAUGUUAAACUGGGUUAGCCACCUUUACAAUUGUAGCAAAUAAAAUGUGUUUAAAAGCACUUUGUAAAUUAAAAUAUGCCAUGAUAUUUAUAGCUUAUUAUUUAUAUAAAAUCCCAUGUGAGCAAUGUGAUGUAUUCACUCAUCCCGAGGUUUUUCUACAGAAGUGCUUCCAUGGUGGCAUGUGCCAAUCUUAUGAAAGUGUCCAAGGACACUUAGAAAAAGAUUUGUGUAUUAUUCAGAUCUCUGAUGACAAAAAAAUACAUUUAACACAAAUUUAUAGUAGUUGUAAAUGAAAUUCUCAAAUGUGAUAAUACAGAAAUACUUUCUCUUGAAAUCUUAUGCCGUUGCCUUUGUUAUUUACAGUUGCUUGAACACCAUGUUUUGAGUUAAAAUAUGUACAGUAUAGAAAUGAACAUUAUCACUGACACCGUGGCCUGAAAACCUAUCUAGGUAUAUAUAGUUGAAUACACAAAAGAGAAGCACAUCCCAGAUGAUAGUCUGUGUGUCUGCUUCAUGAUACCAUCCACUUUAACAGGAUGGGAAGGAAGAUGAUUAAAAUUGAGACCACCUGGAUGCCAGGAGCUGCACAAAGCUCUAAACAUAUCACUACUCACAAAAUCCACCUGAGGGUUUAGGGAUGAGGAAACAGAGGCUCAGAGAUUCCCAGCAACUUCCCCACAGCAACACAGCCCUUAGCAUCAACGAAGAAUGGAGGUUGCAUUUGAAUCUUGCUCUGCCUGCCUCCAAAAGGUUUUCAACCCCAACCCUGCAACAGUUUUUUUUAAGCUUCAAGAAAUUGAGAUUUUUCCAUGAUCGUCAUUGUUUCCUUUUUUUUUUUUUUUUCCCCUAAAGGAUUUCUUUGAAAAGAAAGACUGACAUUUCUAAAUUAUAGCCUCUGGGAUCAUGUUAAGUUUAUGUAUUGAAAUACCAUAAUUGGUUUUCUCAUUCUCAAAACUUACAUACACGUUUUCAACAACCACCAAGGUAUUUCAGCUAAAGUCAAGCUGCAACUCCAGGAAGUUAUGGGCCCGGCAGGGGAGAAAAGAUUAGGUAAACCGCUCCAUAAUCUUCUUAACUGGCAACAACUGAAAAAUGCCUGUAUUGUUUUCCUGGUGAAAGAGGACCUUACUGUACCUAACAGAAGGUACUUGUAUAUAUAUUAAUCCUCUAGUUUCAUGGGGGGGAAAAACUAUAGAUAACUUAUAUUUCACAUACCAUAUAUUAAAAGUGUAUUUUUAAAUAUUACACAUAUAUUUUUAAAAUGUCAUAGUGUAUUGCUAGAGUGAUUACCAGUAAUUUAUGACUGGGCCUAUUUCUAGGUUUGUUGUUCCAUUAUCAAGUUAACAUCGCAUAUUUGAAGGAGUAAAUGCAGAGAAUAUGGCAUUCUAGAGAUGAGUAUUUUAAGUUGUGGCUGAACAUAGAUCUUAUAUUCUUAUAUGUAGUGGAACUUAUGUCUCAAACAGGUAAAUAAAGAUCAUUGUUUUUAAAAUAAACUAUAGCACAUGA
Messenger RNA from Choloepus didactylus (southern two-toed sloth), 3863 nucleotides. RefSeq names its product stathmin domain containing 1 (gene STMND1). NCBI's taxonomy places the organism in Eukaryota, Metazoa, Chordata, Mammalia, Pilosa, Megalonychidae. The transcript has 5 exons. The record is from RefSeq and is a predicted model, not a curated record. Gene Ontology annotation, cellular component: neuron projection; cytoplasm. Gene Ontology annotation, biological process: microtubule depolymerization; neuron projection development; regulation of microtubule polymerization or depolymerization. The coding region runs from base 147 to 977 and encodes 276 amino acids. Gene Ontology annotation, molecular function: tubulin binding.